AUGGCGGGAUUUGGAUUCAGCGUAGGGGACUUCAUUACUGUGCUUCAACUUGCACAUAAAGUCCGGCAUCGCUUUGUAGAUGCGCCAGGGCAGUUUGCAGCCAUCUCUGAUGAUGUCAGAAGCCUAUCUGCCGUUCUCCAGGAGGUCGAUCUUAUUCUCCCAAAGCACAAGCUCACCGAUCAGCAAGUGAGAGACUUUGAAAGCAUUUCAAAAGGGUGCUACAACGUGCUGAGCGAGCUUGAUACUUGGCUAAGCGAUAAUGAUGUAGGCGCCAGAUCGCACAAAUUGAGGGAGAAGGCAAGCAACACUCUAAAGCGAUUAAGAUGGGACUCCGGUGAAAUGAGAGACUUCCGCAACCGCAUUACCUCGAACAUAAGCUUACUGAACAUCCUUUACAGCAAACUUUCCGGGGCUCGUAUUGUCGCAAUAGAAGAAAACGUCGGUCAUCUAAUUCAUUACCAAGAGGAGGAGGACCGCAAAAGUAUUCUGAAUUGGCUCGAUCCUGUUGACUUCUACAGCCAGCAAGUUGAUUUUCGUCGGCGUUGCCAGGAAGGGACCGGAUUAUGGUUCCUGAACUCAAGCGAAUUUUGCCAAUGGCUAAAUACACCCGGAAAGACGAUGUUUUGCUUCGGGAUGCCAGGUUCCGGCAAAACAAUCUUAACUUCUCUGGUCAUCGAUACAUUGAAUUGCCAAUUCGACUCCGACCCGGAUGUAGCUGUUGCCUACAUUUUCUGCAACCAUCAGCGUCAAGAUGAUCAGAAACCCGUGAAUAUUCUGGCAAAUAUUCUGAAACAGUUAUGCGAGAGAAAGUCCACAGUAUCCAAAGAUGUGGAAAAGCUCUAUGAGAAGUAUCGGAAUUAUAAGAGUACACUGCAGACAGAGCAGAUCAUAGAGGCUUUUGAAUCCACUGCCAUAUUGUACUCCAAAAUCUUCAUCAUUGUCGACGCAUUAGAUGAGCAGACAACUUCGGAAGAAGAUCGAUGUGCUACGAUAUCUGCAAUAUUCCAACUCCAGUCAAAGUUUGCGGUGAACUUCUUUGCAACAUCGCGUACAAUUCCGGAAAUCGAGGUACAAUUUGAGACUUGCAUACGAAAGGAGAUCCGCGCAACGGACGAUGAUAUCCUGAAAUACGUGGAGAGCCACGGACGUUCGCUCCUGCGAUCCAAAAUUUCAAAAUACCCCGACCUUCAAUCUCUAAUUAAAAGAGAAAUUCCUGCUGCUGCAGAUGGGAUGUUUCUUCUUGCUCAACUGAACAUGGACCUGCUCAUGACCAAGGCCACAGCGGGGAGCCUCCGCCAAGCUGUGCAAACCUUGCCCAAGGGUGCGAAAGGAUUGGAUAAGACCUACGACCUCGUAAUGGAGAGAAUCCGAGCCCAAGGAGAAGAUUUUCAAAUGCUAGCGCAAAGAGCCCUAGCUUGGGUGCUCUAUAGUCGCACGCCCCUCAUGACCGCCGAAAUCCAACAUGCCGUUGCAAUCAGUCCCGAGAUGUCCGACUUGGAUGAAGAGUUCAUACCGGAGGUAGAAGACCUGAUAUCUUUCUGUCAUGGGCUGCUCACCGUUGACAGGGAUAGAGACGUGGUCCGGUUAAUUCACUAUACAGCUCAGGAAUAUUUGGAGAGUGCUCUUCCGCAAAUUUUGCCAGACCCAAAGACCUACCUCGCGACGUCAUGUCUUACGUACCUACUGUUCGACGUGUUCGGGGACCCGUCUCCAUCGGCUGAUGAUAUACCGGAAAGGAAGAAACAAAACGUCUUGUUGGAUCGUGCGGCCAACGAUUGGGGCUGUUUUGCUCGAGACAUUGAGAACGAAAUGCAUGACUUGGUUUGGUCUCUGCUGGACCAUGAAGCCAAGCAUGCCAAUUUCCUUCAGGCCUUGCGGUAUGAAGAACUGCCCGGCCGUCGUUGGAUUCAGUCGCCUUCGCGAGAACUAUCUGCUUUUUAUUAUCUUGCCAGGUGGGGACUGGCCAAGACUUUAAAAGCCUUUCUGGAACGUAGCGAGAAUCCAAAAGGUCAAGACGCAAACGUCAAUUUCUCACUAUGUGCUGCUGUUGAAUGGAAUCAUAUUGCAGUUGUAAAAUUGCUUCUCCAAGAAAAGCACGCUGAUGCUAAUUAUUUGGAUUCGGAUGAUCAUGAUAUCCUGCCGCCUCUCCACCAAGCAAUCUUGGCUAAAUCCCACGUCAUUCAGGAGUUUCUUCUUCAGCAACCCGAUAUUGAUGUCAAUUUGAAAUGUGAUAUUGAAACUCCGCUGACCGUUGCAUGGUCGGCGAAUGACGUGACUGCGAUCGACCUGCUUUUGCAGCGACGUGAUCUGGAUAUUAACGCUACUCUUGACGUGUACGGGCGCACUGCCCUGCACUAUGCAGUUGUGGAAGGAAAACCAGAUAUACUGAGCCUUUUGCUGAGACAUCCGGAAAUCGAUGUCAACGUCAAGGAUACCGCAAGGUUCACACCACUGGGCCGUGCAGCUAAUUCUGGAAAUGCAGGGUUGGCGCAGCUUCUUUUAGCCCAUAAGGACGUUGAUGUCAAUCAAGAGGCGUUCUUGACAUCGCCACUAACCAUGGCAGCUUUGGGAGGUUUCGAAGACGUGGUAAAGGUUUUGCUGACGCAUGGUGAUAUUGUUGUUAACGGCGCGCCUGCGUCAUAUUACUCGGCAUUACCUGUGGCAGCGGACGGGGGACAUGUGGGAAUUGUAAAGCGUCUGCUGAGUCACAAAGAUAAGGAUAUGAGCAUGAUGAAUGAGAAUGGCUGUAGGGCACUAUUCAGAGCAGUUGAUAGAGGCCAUGAAGAGAUAGUGAAGAUUUUGCUCGACCACAAAGAACUUGAUGUGAACACGAAGAAUGAGGAUGCUUGCAGAGCACUAUUCAGGGCAAUCAGCAGAGGGUAUGAAGGGAUAGUGAGUCUGCUUCUAAAACAUGAAGGAAUGGACGUGUUCAUCAAGAAUAGGAAUGGUUGUACGCCACUGUUCAUGGCCGUUGAUAAUGGAGAUGAGGAGAUAGUGAGGCUUUUGCUUGAACAUGAGGGUGUCGAUGUAAACGCUGCAAACGCAAAGGGUCGUACAGCACUAUCUGUGGCGGUUGAUAAUGAGUUUGGAUUGAUAGAGCAGAUGCUCCUCCAGAAAGGGGCAACUUAG
Molecule: messenger RNA, 3129 nt
Organism: Paracoccidioides brasiliensis Pb18
Exons: 4
Coding region: 1-3129 (1042 amino acids)
Molecular function (GO): protein binding
Source: RefSeq, a predicted model, not a curated record